UUGGGAACAAUGUAUGUUUAAAGCUGCAAUCACGUAUGAAUAUAACCAGAAUACAAUCAAAUAUAUUUGUACUAAUUACUUACGUAGAGACAUGUGUCCCAUGGCAUUGUGAAAUAUGGCAGUCUCGCUAACGUUUAAAAACACAAGCUGCCUGAGUCAAAGCUCAGGGUUCAAUUUUACAUCUUUAAAAAAAAAUGGAAGGAACGAAACAAACCACGACUUUGAUUCAUCAAAACUAGCAAAAGUAGCCACCGAGCUGGAAUAAAGUUGUACAUGAGUGAAAUCUGACAGAAAUGGACCACGAGGGUCUUGAUCCCAUCUUGCUGCUAGACCAAUUCUUUGAGCUAUGGAACCAGAAGGAUCUUCCGAUGCUGCGUUUGGUAACCCAGCAGGGGUUUUCCAAACUGUCGGAGCCCCUCGAGGCCUUACUAACAAUCCUGGAGCGUUGUCCGGGCAAACAGAAAGGUCGGAGCCACACUCUGGGUUGUCACAUCCUCAUGGAUUUCCAGGCAUGGAUGAAGGAAAACCCUCAGGUGAACUUGAGCUCACUACCUGGACAAAAAGCUCUGGCGCUCCAGCAGCGAGCUCUUGACUUACUGAUGGACACGCAGCCCGCCUUUGUAGAUGCUCUCAUCAGCAUCUACCAGCUCAAGUCCUUAGACCCAUCUGUUCUACGGCUCCAUAUUUCAAAUAUGCACGAUGUCAGGUGUUACAAAGAAGCUGCAAUCCUCGCUAUCAAGCUGGAACUACAGGAAGAACUACAGUUGGAAAAGAUGUGCGUGCCUCUCAUUUUGCUGGAUAAGCUGUCGCUGGCGGAGUCUUUUGUCAGCGGCCACAGUCAGCUUGAACAACAACUUGUCACACUCCUCGACUCUUGGUGUCACCCCAGCUUCAGUGUUGGGAGUAUUCACAAGCUGUAUCCAGGCCUGACUCGGUCCAAACAGAACACAUCACAAAUCCAUCCCAAAGUGCUUACCAAACAUGUCUUAAGACUCAUGGAGAAAUUCAAAGUGGAUCCAGCACUGUGUCCCAAUGCUUUGCACAAGAGGAGAUUAGACACUCUGCGUUACCUAAUGUAUAAAACUUUUGUGGAGAAAGGCAUGACUGAGGAGAACUGGAUUGACCAUGUGCAAAAUGUGGUGGCAGAUGAUGUAGAGCUGCAGAUCCAUUUGGUAGAGUUGUUGGCAAAGUACCAUAGUGUUCGCAAAGCCUCCCAAUGGUCCCUGAGAUACAACGUACCAAAGAAUCGACUUCCCAUUGGGGUGUGGGAGACCCAGAGGAGCCUGCCUCCUAAUCUACAACAGAUAUUUCCAAAUGAUUCUACCGAUUCAGAGGAAUGGCUGCCCCGUAAUGCUGAUAAGUUCUACCGGGUUCCUCUCACCAAAGACAAGGUUCACUUUGUGGAUACACCAGAAGCUCUUCAGAUAUGUGGAAGCGCAGUGUUAAAGAAAGGUGGGGUCGUCGGGGUGGACAUGGAGUGGCAACCAACAUUUGGCUGUACCUCAGCUCAGGAAGUGGCACUGAUACAGCUGGCAGUUCAAGAGCAGGUUUUCUUGUUAGACCUCUGUGCCAGAGGAUUCUGUCAACAUCCAGGGACCAUCAGCUUCAUCAGGACAUUCUUCUCUGAUCCAGACAUCCUUAAACUGGGUUAUGCAGUGAGUGGAGACCUUAAGUGUCUCAGAGCCACUUUGCAUCCGUGGUCAGAGGAGGCCCUGACGGCAGAGGGGAUGCUUGAUCUUUGUAAUAUACAUCAAAUAAUUCAAAAAAGUAAACUCAGUUGGAUUCAGAGUGGCCCCAAAGAGGUACUGGUGGGAGAAAAUGCCACAGAAAAAGGUCUUAGCCUUCUGGUUCAACAAGUUCUGGGAAGACCCCUGGACAAGAGGGAGCAGAUGUCCAACUGGGAGAGGCGGCCGCUGCGCAUCAGCCAAAUUAGAUAUGCAGUGACAGAUGCGUACUGUUUGCUGGAUGUGUACUCUGUGCUUUCUGGAAACCCAGCACGCUUUGGGCUGCCGGCUGACCUGAGCAGCGUCUCUUCAAGCAAGCCACAGACAAACAGUGACAAGAAGCAGAAAGAAAAGCAGAAAAAGAAGACAAAACAAGGAUUUGACCAGAAGGAAUGUCAGGGGGCUUCAAGGGUCAGUCCCCCCCAUUCUGGCACAGAGAAAGGCCUCCUGUGUGGCGAGAAGCCUUCAGAAGAUUCCCCUCCUCUGCCCCCCCAGCAGCUGCGGGUGGUGUGUGACAAUAUGCUGCAAGGACUCGGGAGGUAUCUGCGCUGUUUGGGAGUGGACGUUGUCAUGCUGGAGAACUCUGAUGAUCACAGAGUAGCUGCAAAGCUCGCUCAAGCAGAAGGCCGAGUCAUCCUCACAUGUGGUCAACCUUUUCAAAGUUUGCGCUCUCAGGUUGGUGAAGGUCGCUGUCUGUCCUUGGACUGUUCAGAAAAGGCUAGAGACCAGGCUGUCCGAGUCCUCAAGCACUUCAACAUCCAACCCACCCCGAGCGACAUAUUCAGCCGCUGUCAGGCGUGUAACAGCGAUCAGUAUGUGGCCGUUCCCCGCGCAGACAUGGUCAAGAUGCUCGCAGAGAGGGGAUAUUUGCAAGACCAUGAGAACUCUUACUGCACGCUGGAGAAAUCCUGUCAACAGGAGGAUGACACGCUAACCCCCGAGGUGACCCCUGAGCCCCCCAGGUAUGCCUCGCAGUGUCGCUGGGCCUCCCUUUCAGGCCUGGACCGCGACACCCUGACCUUUCCCGGGGGUUCACCCAUCCAGCUCCACACCGUACCCCCUGCCCUGCUGCAGAGGAUACCGCUGUUCUAUGUCUGCACCAGAUGUGGCAAGGUGUUCUGGGAAGGCUCUCACUUCGACCGUGUCCGCUCCAUGUUCCAGGAAGUCUUACGCAUAACAGAUGAGGACAGCACCUCGACGGAGGCACACCUUAAAACGGUGCUGCAAAGCUAACUUAAUAUAGAGCUUCUAUUGCUCCCAAAAAAGAUCCACUGAAAGAGAUAUUAAUCCUAAUCAGAUUAAAUGUUUUCUUUAAAUCAAAAAGUUAACAGGUGUUUUAGCCCAAUUCAAUUUCUUCUAGCUGUUUCUUUAGUCUUUUGCAGACUGUGACUGCACACCUCUUUAUGUUCAUAUUUCAAAAUAUUUAAAGCAGCUACACUUAUUCACCAUUGAUAAAAACCUGUGAAGUUUCUGAUUCUUUUAUAUGUAAAUGUUGAAAAAUUGCUAAGAAACCACAGAUGAUCUUUCCUUUUUUUUUUUUCUUUUACUUUUGUUGCCAUUUUCAAAUUCCUUCAACAAAAACAAGAAUUUGCCUUCUGGCGUGUUAGCACACAUACUUUUUUAUGUCGUGAUCAACAGAUAACUUGUAGGUUGUGCAAGAUCAGCAGUUUUACCUGCCAGUUAUAACUCUCUAUCUCACUUUUUUCUUAAACUUGAACUCUAGCAUGGAUUGACUUACUUUUAAAAAUUGAGUGCAAUUCUGUUGGAGUUUAUUUGCAUUUUAUUAAAUGUUGCCGUUAUUGUUUAGUGUUUUUGCUGAUGUUUUAUUAAAAUGUUCAUUUUGUUUAUUAGAAAUAAAUGUAUUGGUGUUGAGCUGGGUUCAUUGAUGAAGUAAUAAACUUCUCUGCAUUUCAUUGUUA
Oryzias melastigma (Indian medaka) is the source of this 3643-nucleotide messenger RNA. RefSeq names its product exonuclease 3'-5' domain containing 3 (gene exd3). NCBI's taxonomy places the organism in Eukaryota, Metazoa, Chordata, Actinopteri, Beloniformes, Adrianichthyidae. The record is from RefSeq and is a predicted model, not a curated record. Gene Ontology annotation, molecular function: 3'-5' exonuclease activity; nucleic acid binding. Gene Ontology annotation, biological process: nucleobase-containing compound metabolic process. Bases 294 to 2957 code for a protein of 887 amino acids. The transcript has 21 exons.